UGUGUGGCAAUAUCACGUCCUAUCUGGUUGUGACAAUGGCUCUGGACAGACUUCUGAUACUGUUUUGCCCGAUUCAGCACCACAUCUACUCGAGCAAGGCUAAACUGAACAAAGUAGUUAUUGGUAUUGUUGUUGGGGCUAUUUCGUAUGGUCUACCUGCGUUGUAUUUCCUAAAGGUUGAUUCGAACAGCAGCACGUGUACGUUCCUCGAAUCGACGAGGUUUCAACUAAUCCAAGUUGUAUAUCGGUUCAUAGGUAGUUUUGUGUUGUUCCUCGGGAUUCCGAUGAGCUUUCUUUUCGUUGCAAACAUUCUGUUCGUCAUCUCGCUCUGCAAACAAAAGAAGCCUGGGAAUGACAUUCAGACAGAUAACAUAAGCGCAGUACCUCAAACUUCCCGAACGGGGACUUCUAUAACCAGUUUACCGCAAGAUACAAACGAAGCAAGAAGGUUACCAGCUCCAGCAGAGAUACGCGCCAAAAAAGGGCCCAGUCCAGCCCAGAUACGGGCGAAAAAGAAAGCGGAUUCGGAACGUAGAUACGUUGGCAUGCUAGUCGCUCUCACACUCUCAUAUCUCCUGUUCCACGCCACGAUUUCAUUCAUGUUUUGGGUGCUCACCAGGGCGCGAUCGAAUCAAGACUCGAAUGGGGACUACGAAAACGAUGGACACGAUGGGAAGAGGAAAGUUGAAAAUGAACGAGAGAAAUUCUUUCUGAAGGUGAACUGGCUUCUGCUGCUGAUGAGACACUCGUUCAAUCUUUUGUUCUACCUUAUGAGUGGACGCAUGUUCGCAAGUGCUGUUCAAAAGGCCGCACACAGGGCUAAGAGAGGUUUAAUUUGUAUGGCUGAUUGAGGCCAUCAUGCGCCCAGAUAAUGAUUGGCACCUUUGUUGAUUGACGAGCACUCAGAUCAGAACAAUCACCCUCGAUCACUUAAUGUGAAAAAAAAAUCUAACUAGGACGAUCUUAGAUUGCAAAAAAUGAGAAGUCAUAAAAUAUUUCUAAAUUCAGACCAUGUAAAUCAAAAAUAGAAGCAUUUCAAACCCAUUUAAUAAAAUCAGUCCGUCAAUUUAGACCACAG
This is a messenger RNA of Symsagittifera roscoffensis, 1078 nucleotides long. RefSeq lists its product as uncharacterized. Gene Ontology annotation, cellular component: plasma membrane. The transcript is spliced from 2 exons. Gene Ontology annotation, biological process: neuropeptide signaling pathway. The record is from RefSeq and is a predicted model, not a curated record. Bases 36 to 851 code for a protein of 271 amino acids. Gene Ontology annotation, molecular function: G protein-coupled peptide receptor activity. Lineage: Eukaryota; Metazoa; Xenacoelomorpha; Acoela; Convolutidae.